UUCGCGUUCCAUUCGUACAUCUGUGCGUCCAAUUACGAUCGUCCUCGCCGCGCCAAAACAACGACACGAAAUAACCAAAACUCCCGUUUCCUCUCGCGAUUUUUAUACACGCGACUCGAUUUACAUUAUCGAUCGAUUAUAUUUCCAUCCGGAUCUCUUGCAGAAAUCUUACAGAAAUCUCUGUAACCGGAUUCUUUUGAUCCGGAUCAGUUUCUCGCUCGUAUUCGCCGCCAGUUCUCGUCAUUCGUCGUUGGCAAGUACGGCGGCCAAUCUAAAGUGCUCCUAAAGUAUAUCUACCGUACGUACAAAGCCCCUGCACGCCUGCAACCCGCGUAAACUGUACGACAAACUGUGAUAACUGUUGUGGAGCGUGGGACAACGCGUUUGGAAAUCUUUUUAGAUCGUUUUUACACCGUCGAAACCAAAUGGGGGAAAAAGUUGGGUAACUGUUGGAGAAACGACAAGACAAUGGACGAGUAAAAAAAGUUUAACGCGAGAGGAGGAGGAGGAGGAGGAACAAAACGAGGGGAACGAUGCUUGUUCGAGCCAUGGCUCGCGAUUUCGUCGACCGAUAAGCGGCGAGCUCGUGGAUAAAUGCACGAUACACGUAUGAACCGGGAUCACCAUGGACGCGGUUCAAUUGUUCCUUGUGCUGCUGGCAUCGUCGCGCUACUUUCUACAUCCGAUCGAUGGUGCUGUUCGCAGCGAGAAGCCGGCCAACGAGGAGAAUAAAAAUAACGUCCUUUCUUCGGUAGCUGCAUCUGUCAAGGAUGUCCUGGCGCAGUCCGGCGGCAACGCUAUGCUGCCUUGUAGAUUCUCCGGCCCCGGAAUAGUGACGUGGAUCAGAAGAAAGGACAGGCAAUUACUGACGUUGGGGACGGGUACUCACGCCAUCGAUACGCGAUUCGUGGUCGUCUCAAACAGCCCAGACUGGACGUUACUGAUCAAGAACGUUAAACGCGACGACGCCGGUCUCUACGAGUGCCAGAUUCAAACGGAGCCGGUCCAACAACGAUUCAUUCGAUUGAAAGUGACGGAGGCGUACUCCGUGAUCCCCGGUGGUCCCGACCUGCACGUGAAGCAAGGAUCGAGCCUUCGACUCGAGUGUCAAUUAAUCGCGUCGACCGAGGCGCCCAGCUUCAUCUUCUGGUAUCGAGAGGGGCGCAUGAUCAACUACGACGACGAGCCAGGUGUGAGGGUUGAAGCUACGAAAAACGGGUCGAUCCUGGUCGUCGACAAAGUGAAACUUUCCCAUGGUGCUAAUUACACUUGUUCCCCGAGCAACGCGAGGCCUGCGUAUAUCAUGAUACACGUGAUCGAAGAAGAGGAAAAACCGGCGGCUAUGCAUGGCGGUGAUCGGCGAAACGCUACGUCGAGAGCGUCCAUCAACGUCAUGUUGAUUUUUCUCACUUUUCUCGGUAUACGAGCCUCGAAUCGACUUUGCCCGCGACAAGCCCGCGCCACGUGACCAGCCUAUCCUGUCAACUUCGAAUUGAUACAGGAAUCCCCGUGAAUAAUAUCAAUAAUCCCUCUACUUCUGUCUUCUCUUCGUCUUCGCGACGAUUUUUUGUAUCUCUCGCGUAUGGACGCUUCCUUCGUUGUGCUUCUCGUGAAUGAACAAUUGGAAUGUCCAUUUUGAGAGAAGUAUUCUCAACGACAAUUCUAUCCAUUAUUUUUAAUUCGAAUCGCGUUCUUCGGGAUUUUUCACAUAGGGAAAAAAAUUAAAAUUGCACGGUAAUUUUUCACUCCUAAAUACAAAUACAAAAAUUGUUCUUCGUAGAGUUGAUUGAUCAUUUCAAUUGAGUGGAAAAAUAAAAACUAAUGCCGUGAUCAAAGCGUCCAUUCGCGAAUAAAUAUAUUCUCUCUCUCAAGAGAGAGAGAGAGAGUGUAUAUAAUUCGACGAUUUAAUUUAAAGGCUCCCCAAAGCCUGAUAAAUUAUCGAAAAUAAGAAUAGCACGCGAGAUGUCUAUUUUUCACUUUUCACAUUCGAAUUGAAUUCGGGAAGCGUGAUAUUCGUGAUCUUGAAAACGAUUUCAACGUUUUCGCCGAUAUAAAAUAUAUACGAUGUAUUUAGAUCGAGAUUAGGGAUUGAUUAAAAGAUUCUUAGGAAAAAAAAAAAAGAAAAGAAAAAAAAACUUCGUUCCAUUAAAUGUUGAAAAACGUUAACGCAAGACAUUCGCGACGCUGCAACGAUUAUCGUGAAACGUGCGAUUAUCGUAAACCGAACGUAAAGCUCAAGCAAUAUUAUAAAUCGAGUAUUAUAAAUUCGUUUUUUAAUCGAAUAUCUUCUCACAUAUUUUUAUCGUACGUACAGGG
Molecule: messenger RNA, 2316 nt
Organism: Apis laboriosa (Himalayan honeybee)
Lineage: Eukaryota; Metazoa; Arthropoda; Insecta; Hymenoptera; Apidae
Product: neural cell adhesion molecule 2-like
Exons: 7
Coding region: 626-1468 (280 amino acids)
Biological process (GO): synapse organization
Cellular component (GO): neuron projection membrane
Source: RefSeq, a predicted model, not a curated record